This is a messenger RNA of Lactuca saligna, 773 nucleotides long. The record is from the annotation of a GenBank genome assembly. Lineage: Eukaryota; Viridiplantae; Streptophyta; Magnoliopsida; Asterales; Asteraceae.
AUGUCGAAUGUUCGUCGAUUAAGCAUGAUGAAAAAAAACAAAUCUGUGAUCGACAAUUGUUCCGGAUUGUUGCUUCCAGACGAAAAAAAAGCAAUAAUCAAUUGCCUGUCGAUUGAUACAAGACGAGAGAAAAAUGAACAAGAUGCAAACCUACCUGGUCGUCACUUGCUUGGCACGUCGAGCAAAAUAGCGGAUGAUAGAUGUGCAAUGAGGGUCCAUAAAGAGACUACAACGUAUCUAUUCUCGUCUCCAGCAACAAGCCCUAACUGUCACUCCCUCUCUGAUUUCAUCUUCUCCAUCGAUCACCCCCCUGUGAUUUCAUCUUCUCCAUCGACAAUGGUGAUGUGCGUCUGCAGAAAGUGGGCGAUAGUUCGGACAUCGUGGACAGAUAACAACCCAGGGCGCCGAUUUUGGGGAUGUCCUGACCCGAAUUCAUCAUGUGGGUUUAUUGGGUGGUAUGAUGAACCCAUGUGUGCUCGUUCCAAAGUUAUAAUACCAGGGCUGCUUAGGACAAUCAAUAAGCUACGAAAAGCAAUGGAUGAUACAAAAGAACAAGCAAGCAAGCAUGAAAAAGCAAUGGAGAAGAUCAAAGAACAAGCAACUAUGUUGAAGUAUUACCUAGUCUAUAGUUGGAUUUUUUUUGUUGUUGUGUUGGUGUUCUUGUUGUAAGUCCACAGGUUGAUUGUGGUUAUCUUUUGUAAUAGGAUAGGGGUAUAUGUGUCUGGUUUAAGUUUUUUUUUGCUAAUGUGGAACAUUGUAAUGCAAAGUAAUGG